Messenger RNA from Episyrphus balteatus (marmalade hoverfly), 1794 nucleotides. RefSeq lists its product as uncharacterized. The record is from RefSeq and is a predicted model, not a curated record. The transcript has 5 exons. Gene Ontology annotation, molecular function: protein binding. Bases 205 to 1593 code for a protein of 462 amino acids. Gene Ontology annotation, biological process: innate immune response. Lineage: Eukaryota; Metazoa; Arthropoda; Insecta; Diptera; Syrphidae. Gene Ontology annotation, cellular component: cytoplasm.
CGUUUGUUUUUGUUUGGUUUUUCUCUGCCCAAAAAGCAAACCAAAAACUUUGCAAGCUAAUAGCUAAUUCGUGAGCAUUUUACAGUUGCAGCAUUUCUUUUUUUGUUCCUCUUCAAGAUUGAUACAUAUUUUGUGAUUUAAGUUUAAAAGCUGUAGAAUAGACCUAAAGUUCGGAUAAAAUCUUGAAAAUAAGACAAUUUCAAAAUGUACGGACCACCAGAAACCGACUCAGAAGAUGAUUACGAUGGCUUCAGUUUUGGAGAUACUAUCAUUGAAGACCAUCGACGCCAAAAUCACUUUGUCUUUGAACAAAAAUCAGAUCACGACAUAGAACAAGCGAUAGAAGAAGGCGAACUUAAUAAAUUAACAGACAUAAUUGAAGAAGGAAAUAUUAAUAUCAACAAUCCGCUUGGAAAUGGUACGAUUAUGUUAGCACUCGCAUGUAGAGCAGGUCAAUUGGAAAUAGUUAAAUAUCUCCUUGGACAAAAGGCUAACGUUAAUAAACAAGUUGAAUCUGUAACGCCUCUAAUGGAAACAUGCGCCUGCAUAAAACAGUGUCGAGAGGUAACUGAAAUAGCGAAGCUAUUACUAGCUGCCGGCGCUGUUGUCAAUGUGUCUGACAAAUAUGGAACCACUCCAUUUAUGCUAGCAUGUCAAAACGGUCACAUGGACGUGGUGCGACUUUUCAUUAAUGAUGUUUCGUUUGAUGCAGUUGAUAAUCAGGGUUGCACUCCAAUUUUCCAUGCAAUUGAGAACAAUCGGGCCGAUAUAGUGAAGUUUCUGGUAGAGUCUGGAGCUAAUGCAUCAGUUGCAAACAAAAAAGGUUACACACCGCGUCAAGUUGCACAGUUUCAUGGUUUCUAUGAUAUUUUAGAAAUGUUGCCAAAAGAAAAAGGUCAACCUUAUCAAGUUCCGACAACAUUUCUAUCGUACAACAGUAUCUGCGAUAUGAUUCCAAGAAUAUUUCUCAAAAGUGAAUGUCCAGAGUAUUUCCAAGACAUUAAUCUCAUAUUGAUGAACAUGGGAAUGGAAAAUAUUUUGGAGUAUUUUGCUAAGGAAAAAACCUCGUUGGCAGACUUUUUAACAAUGAAUGAAGAAAGACUGGAAGAAAUUGGUAUUGAAUAUCCUAUUCAUCGGUUGAAAGUACUAAAAGGUUUAUUAAAUUUCCAUCUAAAUCAGUGGACAAAACGAUCGAUCGCCAGAGUACAAAAGGGACGUCCAGAUAAUCCUAUUCAUUUCAGUUUUUAUGAAAUACUUGUUUUGUCAGCAAAUCAUCUUCAAAAUCUUGUUAUCAUAAAUUCGUCUUUGAAAUACGUCAAAUACAACUCGCAGUGUGGUCAUUUUGGACCUAUAAGCACCGACAUCGUUCAAAGUCUUCGAAAAAAUCUUCAAAAUUACAGAGCUGUCAUGAAGGAUCUUAACCAGACAACAUCAUACCUCCAAUCAUUCAGUCCAGCGUUCCCACCACUAUAUAUUGACUAUGAUGACUAUUUGGCUGAAAAGAAGAAAAACACUACCAGAAAAAUACUUAAAUACACAUUCUUUGUUGCUGUUUCGGUUGUUAUUUGUCUAAAAAUGCAAAAAAUCUUUUGAUAUUAUAAAUAGUUCUGUACAUUGUGAAAUCAUUCCCCGAAAACAUAUAAUGUAGUAUAGAUGUUGAUUAAUUUUAUUAUAAAAGUUUAAUAUUCUGUUGCUUGAAUUCAUUUAAGUUACUUUUAUAUUCGUGUAAAAAUCACUGAAUAUUAUAAAAAAAGAGUAGUCCAACUACACAUUAAAACUGAAUUUAUUUUAUUA